GUGAGUUUGGAUCAGACAUGGACUUAUCCUCUGGCUCGGAGGAUGAGGUUUAUGGUGGGCGGUACUCUGUUCUGUCAUCUCCCCAGGACGACGAAAAGCAAGUGAAUUCUGGCGAUGAUAAGAUUCAAUUGAAACGAGGACAUGGAAACCCAGUCGAGCUGCCUGGUUAUACAGAAGAAUUCUUGGAUUCAGCCACUAGCACAGAAGUUUCAUUCACGCAAUCCAGAAGCAAUACAUGCACUUUGGAUGGUUGUUCACCUAGUGUUACUUUGAGGGCAAAUGUGGAAAUAACAGCCAAGCAGGAUUCUUAUGGAAGUGGACUCCUGAAUAAGAAGCUCUCUAAUAAUAAUAUCCCCAGUGCACCUCCAUUUGUUGGUUCUGAAACUGAAGUCGACCAAAUUUUAACUCGUAAAGCACAUGGGACAUCUUGCCUUGCAAAUCCAAGUGGUUCUGCCACCACAAAAGAAUCAAGAAGCACUACAAGCAGUGGAAUUUAUAACCAAUCAGCUAGGAGCGCUUCUGUUUUUGAAGCUCAUGCAUCUCCAAUUCCUUCACCUGCUCGCCUCCCAACAUUUCAUGCAAGUGGGCAAGGUAUAUGGAGUGCUGUAGUUUCUUAUGAUGCAUGUUGUCGACUCUGCCUCCACUCAUGGGCUCGGGGCCAUUGCAUGGAAGCUCCCUAUUUCUUGAAUGAUGAAUGUGUAGUAUUGCGAGAGGCAUUUGGAUUGAGGCAAGUAUUAUUACAAUCAGAAGAAGAACUACUGGCAAGACGAUCUCCAGAGCUAGUCAGUGAGGUAGCUGCUCCAAAAUCUAGGAAAACUUUGGGCAAAAUGAAAAUGCAGCUUGAAGUGUGUAAAUUGAAAAUGGAAUCGUUUCAUUCACAUUCACAUUUGUCCAAAUUUAAAUCCAAGCUGUUUUCUGAAUGGGAAGCUUUCCAUAAAGUUCGAGUAGCAACUCGUACUCUUGCAAAAGGUUCAAGCGGUCAGUUUAUGAAAAAAGUUUCUGGUCUCCUAAAAUUCGACAACAGUUCUACACAUGAUGUAGUGCCAGAAAGAUACUCUUGCUUGUUGAGAUUGAAAAGUUCAUUUGAGGAGGAUGCUGUCCGCAUGCAACCUGGAUCUAGAGAAACACAUGUGUUCUUUCCAGAUAGUCUUGGUGACGAUCUGAUUAUUGAAGUUCAAGAUUCCAAAGGACAGUACAAGGGUCGUGUCCUUGCUCAAGUGGCCUCAAUUGCUGAUGACCCAGGCAACAAGCUUCGAUGGUGGCCUAUAUAUCAUGAGCCAGAACAUGAAGUGGUCGGUAGAGUACAACUAUCCAUAAGCUAUUCAACUACUCCGGUUGAGAAUAAUCAUCUAAAGUGUAGUUCCAUUGCAGAAACUGUGGCAUAUGACUUCGUGUUAGAAGUUGCCAUGAAAGUCCAACAUAUUAAGCAAAGAAAUUUGUUGCUACACAGCCAAUGGAAGUGGUUAGUAACUACAUUUGCAUCACUUUAUGGAGUAUCAGAUGCAUACACCAAAUUAAGAUACCUUACCCACGUCAUGGAUGUGGCUACACCCACUGAUGACUGUCUUGCCCUGGUACAUGAUUUGCUAUUGCCUGUAAUAAUGAAAAGCAAAAGCAAAGGCAAAAGUGAUUUGAGUCAUCAAGAGAAUCGUAUGCUAGGGGUGAUUGAGGAUAAAGUUCAGCAGAUCAUUACAUUGGUUUUUGAGAACUACAAGUCGCUAGAUGAAUCUUUACCAUCAGGAAUGACGGACGUUUUGAAGCCUGCCACUGAGAUGGUAGCUCCUGUUUUGGUGUCUGCCCUGAAGUUAUUCAGCCUUUUGCAUGAUAUUUUAAGUCCUGAGGCACAAUUGAAAUUAUGCAGAUAUUUUCAGGCUGCUUCAAAAAAGAGGGCAAGAUGGCACUUAAUAGAAACAAAUGAGCUUAUCUUGAGUAGUGACAAGAGCACAUUGAUGGAUCCUGUGACUGUUUCAACUUAUUAUCACAAGAUGAAAUCUCUUAUUUGUAAUAUCAGAAAUGAAAUUUUUGCGGACAUUGAAAUCCAUAAUCAGCAUGUGCUUCCGAGUUUUAUAGACCUUCCAAAUAUUUCGUCAGCCAUUUAUUGUGGGGAGCUCUGCCGUAGAUUGCGUGCUUUCCUUGUUGCAUAUCCUCCUCCUAGCCUUUCACCUCCGGUUGCCGAACUUGUUAUUGCCACAGCAGACUUCCAGAGGGAUCUUGCUUGUUGGAACACCAAUCCUGCCAAAGGUGGGGUUGAUGCAAAAGAGCUGUUCCAGGAAUACAUAAACAUUUGGAUUCAAGAAAUGCGUCUCACUUUGCUUGGGUUGUGCAAAUUAGACAAGGCAAACUGGUCAGGUGUCAGAAACCAACACUCAACAAAUGCUUUUGUUGAAGAUAUGUAUGAUCGGCUGAAGGAGAUGAUGGAUGAAUAUGAAGUCAUCAUUUUUCGCUGGCCAGAAUAUAUACAUCAUUUGGAGAAGGCUAUAGCAGAUAUUGAAAAGGCAAUUGUCGAAGGCUUGGAUAGGCAAUAUGCUGAUGUUUUAACACCAUUGAAGGACAAUCUGACAUCCAAAAUAUAUGGCCUCAAAUAUGUCCAGAAAAUUGCCAAACGAAGUGACACCUAUGUGAUCCCAGAUGAGUUGGGAAAUAUUUUAAAUUCCAUGAGAAGGAUGCUGGAGAUAUUGAGGCCGGAAAUAGAAACAAAGUUGAAUUCGUGGAGUUCUUGCAUCCCUAAUUUCAGAGAUACCACUGGAGAAGAUUGUUUGAGUGAAGUAACUGUGAUGCUUAGAGCCAAAUUUAGAAGUUACCUGCAUGCAAUUGUGGAGAAACUUGCAAAGAAUAUGAGAUUACAGCGCGAAACAAAAUUGAAGCAUAUUAUUCAAGCUUUAAGCGAAAAUGUUGAAGAAUCAGAUGUAAAAAGUAGAAUGCAGCCUUUGGAGGAUAUGCUAAUAUGGACAAUGGAUCACCUCCAUACCAUCGUUGAACCUCAUGUAUUGAUAGCAAUAUGCCGAGGUUUCUGGGACCGGAUGGGACAAGACAUAUUACAUUCUAUAGAAAACAGGAGAGAGAGCAAGUCAUAUAAAGGCUUGAGAUUCUCAGUUUCUAUUUUGGAUGGUGUAUUUGUAAGGGAGAUGCAGAAAUUGCUUGGGAAUGCGCUGCAAGAGAAAGAUUUGGAACCGCCACCAAAUGUUAGGGAAGUGCACUCAUUGCUCUAUAAGAAUGCAUGAUGCAUCUAACAACAGGGACUGCUACUAUUAAUUCUAUCUUUCUGUAAAUACAAAAUCCAUGAGGGUGCUCAGUUUUGAUUCUAUACAGUGGAGAAUGGAUGAAAAAAGAUUCAUAGAAGAAAACAUAGUUAGAGAGAAGCCUGCACAGCAGACUCUCUGGACAUGUUUUGGCAAUUUUGAAUUACUUCUCUCAUUUUUUUUCACAGGUUAACCACCAUGGCCUCUAUGG
Molecule: messenger RNA, 3450 nt
Organism: Corylus avellana
Lineage: Eukaryota; Viridiplantae; Streptophyta; Magnoliopsida; Fagales; Betulaceae
Source: RefSeq, a predicted model, not a curated record